Caenorhabditis angaria is the source of this 2476-nucleotide messenger RNA. The record is from the annotation of a GenBank genome assembly. Lineage: Eukaryota; Metazoa; Nematoda; Chromadorea; Rhabditida; Rhabditidae.
AUGAAUUGUCCGGUGGUGAAGUUUGAAUCGAGUGGAAAAGAAUACGAUAUUUUUGUGAUUUCGGCCGAUGAAAGACUUUGUUUUUAUGGAUCUUGUCAGAUUUUGUGUCUGGGUGAGUUUCAAAUUUCAAAAUGUUAGCGCUUUAAUUUCUAGUUUUACAUUUGAAGUUGGGGUGCCAAGAAAUCCACGUGGCAAAGUUUUUAGUGUCAAAAUUUCAAAUUCAAAUUUGUUUUUUUUCAGCUGGAAAUGCAACACUGAACGAUUUCCAUCUUCCCAAUGUUUCUGUUGAAUCUUCGAAAUUUCUGAAAAUUUCAGCACCUCAGAAAAUGGAUAUCCCGGUCAGCUUAAUUUUUUUACAAUGAAAUAAACACAUUUCAGGCAAUCCUUCAAGUGUUCAAAUCAACGGAAAAGGAUUUCAAACUUAAUCGAUUGAAGUUUCGACUGAAAGAGGUUUUUGUUUUUGAGAAAACAUUUUCUCAAAAAAAUUCUAUCCAUAUUGCAGAUCACAGCACAAUUCGAAAGUAUCAUGCAACUUGUCGCCGAGAAAAAUUGUCCAGCAGUUUUGGUUGUCAAAAAAAGUUUGGAUAUUGUUGAAGAAAUCAUGGCGAGCUUAGUUCCUGUAAGUUCCCUUUUUAUUAGAAUUGUAUGAAAAUGCAUAUAUUUCUCAGAAUUUCCACGUUCAUUCAUCGAAGCAAAAUAUGAAUUCAAUUCCAUCGAGAUAUUAUUCUUCAAGGCUAGAUUUAUACAUUUAUCCGGAAGAAUGUGAAAAAAUUCUACGAUUUCGAAUUGAUGAUUUGUUGUCAAAAAGAAGUAUGCUGUUUACAUUUUUCCCUAUCUUUUUAUCUUAAAAACAUUUCAGAAAAUGGUCAGCGAGUUUCAGUUUUGCCAAUUGGAAAUAAAGGGGCUGGAAAAUCGCAUUUUGUGAGAAAUUUAGUCAAUAGAUUGUUGAAUAGGUAAGGAAGCACAAAUCAAUAUAAAUAAUAUGAGCAAUGUUUUCUCAGCGCUGAAUCGGUUUAUAUUUUGGAUGUUGAUAUUGGUCAAAGUGAAUUUACGCCAUCUGGAUGUUUGACGCUUACUAAAGUUUUAGCACCGAUUUUUGGUAAGGAAUUUUUUUCGAAGUUUGGAAGCUGAGUGGGGAGAAAUUCCAUGUGAAAAUCAGAAUGAAAAUAUAUUAAAUUUUUUCCAGGCAAACCGUUCAGCCACCAAAAAUCUGCGAAAUUCGAAAAUUCCUAUUUUUAUGGUGAUCUAUCUCCACAUAACAUUCCACUUUUCAAAGAUAUUUUCGAGCGAUUAUGGAAUCAUUUUUUGGAAAUCAGUUCACCUGGUGAUAUUUGUAUUAUUAAUUCGAUGGGAUGGAUCAAAGAUAGUGGAAGGGAUAUUUUAGUGGAUAUUAUGACGAAUACAAAAACUGAUUUAAUUAUUGAAUUGAGUAGAAAUAUGGGAGAGAGGAGUUUUGAAUUUCCGGUAAGGGCAGGGGUUUUUCGAAGGAAUGUUUGAUCGAUUUUAGAAAAUAUUCGGAUGAAUUUUUUGAUAUCAAAACAGAAUAAUGAUAGAAUAAUACCGAUUUUCUCCUCAAAAUAUGUCUCAAUCUUCAGUUUCUUUUCAGCCAAAUCUUGCAUCUCGGCCAAUUUCAAUAGUCGCCAAUGAUAUUCCAUCAGAAAUUGGACAAAUCGAGAAGAAAUUGACAGCUCCAAUGAUUCGAGAUUUGACGACUAUUGGAUAUUUUUCGAAAUUAUUGGUUCGACCAAUCAUUUCAUCGAUUUUCAAUAUUGUUCCAUUGAAAAUUUCGUUCAAGUGAGCAAAUUUGGGAUAAAUUCAGGACUAAACUAGAAUGUAGCUCACGAUUAGUAAAAAAUAACCUCUAAUUGCUAGUUUCUUUCAAAAAAAUUGAUAUUUUUUCAGAAAUGUCAAAAUUGCUCUCCCAAUCGAUAUUUUGGUAGAAGAUCAUUAUGUUCUAGCUGCAAUCAAUAAUCAAAUGAUGGCAAUUUGCCAAGAUUCAGCCGAUUUGAAAUUUCAUCGAAUUUGUGGAUCUGAAGAAUUUCCAGAAGCUGCAAUUAUUGAUGGAAAAUCGUCAGCUUUGAAGUGUUUUGGAUUUGGUUAGUUUGAAAAUUCAAUUUUCCCUCAAGACAUCCUAGAAUAUUAUUUUCAGCGAUAAUUCGAGCGAUUUCCAUCGAAAAACGUGAAUUAUAUGUGGUAUCUCCGGUUGAUUUGGAGAAUUUUGAAGAGCCGCCGAUUUUUGUGAGAGGAGUUCGAAUCGAUUUGCCAACUCAUAUGAUGAUGGCACCUAAAGUGAGCGAGAUUUAAAUCAAAACUACUCUCUAGUUUUUCUUUUUUCAAAAUCGUUAUUUUUCAGCCAUCUCCAUAUGCGCUUGAUGGAAAUAAUGAAACUUCAAGAAAGGAAUCCUCAAAACUUGUCAAUGCUCUUUUCAAUGCUCCAACAAAUUCUACUGGAUUUAAAAGAAGUCGAAAAAAAUGA